Messenger RNA from Danio rerio (zebrafish), 1947 nucleotides. The record is from RefSeq and is a predicted model, not a curated record. NCBI's taxonomy places the organism in Eukaryota, Metazoa, Chordata, Actinopteri, Cypriniformes, Danionidae.
GUGUGUGUGUGUGUAGUGCUGCAGUAACGAGUGGAGAGGGGGGAUGACUGCAGUUUCUCGGGCUGAUGGAAGAGCGCGAGCAGGAGACGUUCGCACACCACUGAAACAUUAACCCCUAAGUGCCUCGCUGGUGUAUGGCCCAGACACUCACUGAGGAUUAGCACCGAGGAGAUCACUGCAGUCAGGGUUUCUGUUGGUGUAGGCAUCAAGCAUGAAGUGGAAUGUGUUGAAGAAGAAGCCGGCGGCCAUGGUGGGACCUGAGCCAACCGGUGCCAGUGCCCUGACAAUGGCCCCUGCUGUUUCUACACCUGCAGACAACUCCACCGAGCACCAGGGUCCAGUCAGCAAGAAUGACGUGUUUGGUGACAUCAAAAACAAGUUCCUCAAUGAGAUGGACAAGCUUCCACUUCCUCCCUGGGCUAUCAUCGCCAUUGCUAUCGUUGCUGUGGUCCUCAUUCUUACAUGCUGUUUCUGCAUCGUAAAAAAGACCUGCCUAAAGAAGAAAAAAGGCAAGAAGGGAAAGAAAGGCAAAGGUGACAUGGGAAUGAAGAACAUGAAGGGAGGAGAGAAACAGGAAGAGGAUGACGAUGAAGAAGAUAUAGACAUGGGAAUUACUGAAGAGAAGGAGGAGGAACCUAAAGAGAAAGAGAAGCUGGGCAAACUGCAGUUCUCCCUGGACUAUGAUUUCUCUGCAAGUCAGCUGACAGUGGGCAUCCUGCAAGCUGCUGAUCUUCUGUCCAUGGACAGUGGCGGCACCUCAGACCCAUACGUUAAAGUUUUCAUCCUCCCAGACAAGAAGAAGAAGUAUGACACCAAGGUGCACAAGAAAACCCUCAACCCUGUCUUCAACGAAACUUUCCAUUUUAAGAUUCCCUUCACUGAAAUGGGAGGAAAGACUCUGGUCAUGUCUGUGUAUGACUUUGACCGUUUCUCGAAGCAUGAUGUGAUCGGUGAGGUAAAGAUUCCAAUGAACACCCUUGAUCUGGCACAACCUAUUGAGCAGUGGAGAGACCUGGACAGCGCAGAGAAAGAAGAGCCUGAAAAGCUUGGAGAUAUCUGCAUCUCUCUGCGCUAUGUACCUACAGCUGGAAAACUCACCAUCUGUAUCCUGGAGGCGAAGAACCUAAAAAAGAUGGAUGUGGGGGGACUCUCAGAUCCCUAUGUGAAGAUACAUCUUCUGCAAAAUGGGAAACGACUGAAGAAGAAGAAGACAACUGUGAAGAAGAACACCCUGAACCCUUACUACAACGAGUCCUUCAGCUUUGAGAUCCCACAGGACCAGAUGCAGAAAAUACAAGCUGUGAUCACAGUGCUCGAUUACGAUAAGAUCGGCAAGAACGAUGCCAUCGGGAAGAUCUGGGUGGGCAGUAAAGCGCAGGGCACCGAGCUCCGGCACUGGUCCGACAUGCUGGCCAACCCACGCAGGCCCAUCGCUCAGUGGCAUCCACUCAAACCCGAAGAAGAGGUGGACGCCACGUUAGCAGCGCUCACUGCCAAGAAGUAAACCCGCUCCUCCUCCCUCCCUCCCUCCCUCCCUCCUCUCCUUUAUUCACUUUUCAACAUGCACAACACGUCAUCAAAUCCCCCAAUCAGCACUGAAUUACAGCCACGGGCCACCAGACUGAAGGUGUUAAAGAAGACGAUUCGGUCUCAUCAGCGGCUAAAACGAGAUGAGGGUGAACCGAGAGAGACUGUUUCCACAGAUGUUCUUGAAGGAGGGCCGGGCUCGUAGGUGCGGUUAUUACACAUAUAAGCUCCCAUUCACACCUUAAAACAUCCAACAGCAUUCCAAAGUUUUCCAUCGGGGACCAGGGAUAGAAAACACUGCCUCUUCCACUGCCUAAUUUAACACAUUCCUUCUAGAUUAUCUCUGGUCAUCUAGAUGAAAUCAGUUCUGUUCUGUUUGCCGUGUCUGAAAAGACAGUAAAGAGUAAUUGAAAAAAAAAA